ACCUGAAAUAGAGGACAAAAACACUGUCAUGCAAAUAUACUUCAGCAAACACGCGGGUAAUGAAAAAGGAGUUUAAGGUAAUAAAGGCAACUCAGGUUUUCCAUCUGUGGAAUUGUUGGCUCAAGCAGGGAAUAGUUCAAGCAAUGUAGGAAUAGCAGCUCCUUAACUACUGUUACAGUAAAGUAUGGAAACAUUCUUGUAAAAACAUUGAUCAUAUUUUUUUAGAUUUUGAGUUCAUAUUCAUGCAUUGUCAAUAUCGCCAAAAAUUAACCAUUAAUGUUAAGCCAUUAAAGUACUUAGUGGGUGGAGCAGGUUAGAAUUUGAGUUACAUUUUUGAAGCUGGGUGGUUGCAGUUUCAUUAACCCCCAAAACAUCUUAUAAUGAUACAUGUUCUUCUUGUUUAUCUUCCUUUCAGGUGAAUAGGCUGUGUAAGAUCAUGCAGAGGAGCACAGAACAGCCACAGCACAAAUUGUACCCUCUAUUCUCAUGAGAACCAGCAAACCUUUCAUACCUGUGUAAGUCCAUUUUUGGGCAUUCCUUAGUAAAUUCCCUCUGCUUUGACCAAUAAGGUUUUUUAAUAUCUAUUAGUGUAAUCUUCAUUUUCUCGCUUAUUCUGAAAGGCAAGAAGAACAGUGGCUGAAAACAGUCUUUGAAGCUGCACUGAAAGAGGUGACUUAGUGACUUCCUUUUUAGUGUUUCUCAGCCUUCCUCAGAGCCAUAGCACAGCGUGUGACUGUUCUGGAGGCAGGCAAAGCUGAGACAGCAUGCAAAUGAUUGUGGUGAAGCUGCUCUAUCCAUAGCUCCGGGGGACAGGCUCACGGAUGGCAGGGGAUGUCACCUAUGCGGCCGUGGCAAUGCUGCCGAGGGAAAGGCCACACACUCCUUCAGGAACAUCAAACCCAGGAAGCACGAUCACAUACGCUGAGCUGCACGUGAAGAGACCCCAUGGAAACAGCAGAGCAGAGACUUCCGCUCCUGACUGUCGGCACAGGUGCUCAGCCUGGUUCUACGUGGCGCUGGUUCUGGCAGUCCUCGUGCUCAUCCUACUGGGAGUCGUGGCCAUACAGGCCAAGCAAUUUUUGAAGGGCAGAGCGGGAAAAUCGGAAAGUUUGCCCCAGUAUGGUCUGAACAACAGCAGCAGUAACAUUUCAGAGAGGACUGACUCAGCAGCACUCCUGAAAUGGCUCAUGGCGGAGCUGUGUGAAAAUGGACAGGGGACAACAUGUGAGCUGUGUCCCGCCGGGUGGCAGCUGCACAGGAGCAGAUGUUACUUCUUCUCUGAGGAGGCCAGGAGCUGGGAGGACAGCCAGAAAAACUGCCUGGCCAGGAAAUCCCAGCUGCUUGUCAUUGAGGAUGAAAUUGAGAUGGAAUUUAUAGACAACAAAGACAAAGAUACCAAAUAUAUUUGGAUUGGCUUGGACACUGAAGACAUGGAGAAAACAUGGAGUUCAGUGGAAGAUCACACAGUAAAAAAACAGAGCAGGACAGCUCUAAGAAGCAUCAAGGCUGACAAGAACUGUGCCGUUUACAGAAGGAAAAAUGUGAUCCAGGCAGAUAACUGCCAGACAUUAAAGGAGUGGAUCUGUAAGAAGAACGCAACUUUGCUGGUGCUCUGAGCUGCAUUUCCAGACAACAGGCAGAGCUUCUUGUCAGAAGACCCAUUUUACAGACAAACCAACUUGUGGUGUAAAUAGUUUUGAUCAGACUUGCAGGGAAAUUUGCACUUUGCUGUGCUCUCUAAGAAGUCAGAAGACAGGCCCUUUAACAGGGCUGUAAGCUGGCACAUGAGGAUUUUGGGGUGCUGAGCCUUCACACAGACAGAUUUUGGCAGCAGCUGCCUCAGGAAAGGUCAGAGGAGAAGAGAUACUUGUGAGGAGGAGCCCUGUGCACAUGAACCGUGUGAUGUGUAGGAAUUACAGCCCCUGUGGGGGAUGAAGAGUGUGCUGGGCCCACUGCUGUCACCUCUGCCCGCAGACAGCUGCUGAGCUGAGGACUUCUUAGUUGGGUUUCAGGAUUUUAGUGUUUUCUGAAGCCUGUGGAUUUGUUUUCUUUUCCUUGGGGUCUAACUGUGACUCACAGAAGCCACUUGAGGGCUGGGGAAAAAAUGCAUUUAUUGGACAGUGUCUUAUUUAAAGCUGCUGCAGAGCUACUGGGUGUAGACAGCAGAUCAGGCAUGGAGUGAC
This is a messenger RNA of Cyanistes caeruleus (blue tit), 2183 nucleotides long. Its product is annotated as natural killer cells antigen CD94-like. The record is from RefSeq and is a predicted model, not a curated record. NCBI's taxonomy places the organism in Eukaryota, Metazoa, Chordata, Aves, Passeriformes, Paridae. Gene Ontology annotation, cellular component: plasma membrane.